This is a messenger RNA of Bursaphelenchus xylophilus (pine wood nematode), 2011 nucleotides long. NCBI's taxonomy places the organism in Eukaryota, Metazoa, Nematoda, Chromadorea, Rhabditida, Aphelenchoididae. The record is from the annotation of a GenBank genome assembly.
AUGAAGUUGUCUGGCCCCACAUUCGACGCCCUUUUUACGGAAGAAUUGAAGCUUUUGUAUGCUCUUUUUGGGAAAAAUCAGUACGAGCUCCGGUAAGUAUUAAAAGUGAGCUUUUUUGAUUUUUUAGGAUAGCUGGGGGUCCUGUUCGUGAUCUUCUGAUGGGGAUUAAGCCAGAAGACAUUGAUCUUGCUACGACUGCUACACCAACUCAGAUGAAAGAACUGUUCGAAAAGGAGAAUAUAAGGAUGCUGCAUAAGAAAGGAGAGGAACAUGGGACGAUUACUUGUCGACUGAAUGAUAAAGAGAAUUAUGAGAUAACAACACUUCGGAUUGAUGUUGUUUGUGAUGGACGACGAGCUGAAGUCGAAUAUACAACGGAUUGGAAACUGGAUGCCUUCAGAAGAGAUCUGACUAUAAAUUCGUUGUUCCUUGGUCUGGAUGGAACUGUGUAUGAUUAUACUGGAGGAACAGAAGAUAUAAAGGCACGUAGAGUCAGAUUUGUUGGAGACGCUGAGCAGAGAAUACAAGAAGAUUAUCUAAGGAUAUUCCGAUACUUCAGAUUUUUCGGAAGAAUCGCUGAUCGCCCUGAUAGUCAUUGCAAAGCGACUUUGGAAACUAUAAAAAAUAACAGGGAGGGGAUAAAGGUAACAUCUUGUUAUGAUUAAUUAAAUUCUUUAGAGUUUGAGCGGGGAAAGGAUAUGGACUGAAUUCAAGAAGAUCCUUGUGGGAAGAUUUGCAUCAGAAUUGAUUAGAGUUAUGGUGAAAGAUUGCGACUUGGCAGAAUAUUUGGCCCUUCCAUCUCAGUAUGCUCGUGAGAAGUUGGAUAUAUUCAAGAGCAUAUCCAUGAACAUUAAGGUUCUCUCCUCCGAAUCCGAGCAACCCCUGCCGAGUACUGUAUUAGCAGUUUUAUUGGAGAACAUGGAGGAUGUAAACAAAUUAAAUUCCCGUCUUAAGUUGUCUACAGUUGAGAAAUCGUUGUGUGAAUUUAUUGUAGAAUAUCGAGAUGAGGCCAAACAAAGGAAGGAUGACCUCGCUUUCUUCCGGGAUCUCGUUCUCGACAAUUCUUUCUUAUAUGGAGGUAGGUGACUUCUUUGUAACACCUGUUGACAUACUAAUUUUCCUGAAAAUGGUUUUGAUAUGCUUGCGCCUUUCCGUUAUUAAUAGAAUUCGGAAUGUUUAAUAUGAAUAUUAACCCUUCCCAAUUUCAGUGCAAGCUCGUGAUCCCUCCCUUCGAUUUACCAUCGAAUUACUCAAAUACAUAGGGGCCAAAGACACUCUUCAAAGGCUCAGAGAAUGGUCUGAAGAGGAGGUAAUGUUCCCCGUAAAUGGCCUCUCUUUGAUGACGAACGGAGUGCCUAAGGGCCCCAAAGUUAAGGCCAUCUUAAAUUAUUUACACGACCUUUGGAAAGCGGUAGGUUGAAUUUUAUUAUUUAUGAUUUCUUGAUGUUUCCAGAGUGAUUGUAAAUUAACCGAAGACCAGUUAAUCCACCACGCCCUGAACGACAAGAUCCCCAGCACUCCGCCAAGACAAUUCCGGAAGAGACGCUGGGUUCAGAUAUCGUGAGGGAAUACAUUAUGUUGUUGUUUAUGAAUUCCUGGUAAAGAGGUUGUUAUUACUAUUACUAUCGAAAUGCGUUUGCUGUCUAGUCUAUUUAUACUAUUUUCAAUAUUCCAAUUGCCUCAGGUUUGUUAAUAUUAAACUUUGAAUAUGACAUUGGAAGUAUCAUGUCAUUUAUAAGUUUCAGGGGUCUCUACACCCCCGAUAUCCCUUCAGAUCCUUUGAAAACAAGGAUCCCGAGGCGAAGAGGGUAAACGUGAUCCCCCAGAAGUACCGGAGCUUCUUCGGUGUGAACGUAGUAAGUGUAGAUGUAGUUUAUUUACAGUUCUCUAGCAAUUAAAUGGUGACUUCUGGCCCCGAAAAAUGACGAUCUCCGCACCUCGAAUGCCUCAGGGCAGACAGCCUUUGUUCCGCUGGAGUCCUCAACAGGAUCUUCUUCAUUUCCUUUUAUAG